Messenger RNA from Ectocarpus sp. CCAP 1310/34, 1014 nucleotides. The record is from the annotation of a GenBank genome assembly. NCBI's taxonomy places the organism in Eukaryota, Phaeophyceae, Ectocarpales, Ectocarpaceae.
AUGAAGAAUGGACGUUUGGUUAUCGAUGACGAUUACGUCCACGGUGGUUCUAGCAGUGAUGAAGUGGAGAGGAUUGUGUUCAACAGGGAGAUCCCGACUGCGGCGAUUGAGACAACAGAAGGCCAAGAAACGUGCAGAGAUAGCGUAAAUUUGAUGACUCCUCUUCGCGCGGAAACUCUCCUGCAAGGGCUGCAGGACUUUCGUGACCACAUGUUCGCGGGUAGCACGCGGUCUCCCUGUGCCGUGUGCGAUAGGCUGACUUUGGUACGACGUCAUCAUCAUGUGAUUUCAGCAAGCGAGAUUCCUAACAAACAGCUGUUAUGGGCGGAUGAAGGGCAUGAGAGGGUGAUGGCAACUUUUCGUGGUUAUGCAGGCGACACGAAGCGAGAGUUAGAUACCCUUGUCCUAAGUAAGUUCGGAAUCGAGUCAGAGGAACCGUACAAGAUACAUGUAUGCGACGAGUGUUACCGGUCGUUGGCGAGGAACAUUUUACCUGAUGCUGCUUUGGCGAACGGGUUUUGGGUCGGUACCUUACCCGAUGAGCUGCAGAAGGCAACGUUCGUCGAGCGAGCCGCUGCGUAUCCAAUUCGCACAAAGGGUCACGUUGUAGCAUUGGAAUCCAGGCGUGUUAACAACAUUCCUGGAACGGCAAAGAGGUCAAUGCGAGGAACAUCUGUGUUUUACGCAAACAACUCGAGCUCCGUCGCGACGGAGUUACCUUUGGCGGCGACUGGUCUGCUGGAUAUGAUCACGGUGGUGCUAGCGGGGAAAAAGAAACCGANGGGAAUCCAGGCGGACAUAACCGACUGCAUGCUCGACAAAGAAGAGAAACUUGUCGUCGGGUUUCCUCUGGCGAAAUCUCUUCUUAUCAGUGAAGAGAAUCUCGAUUCGUAUAGCGAGAAUGGCGCUAUCCCAAAGGUGCUGUUGGAUUCAAUUCUGACAUCGAACGAUCCAUUGAAUGUGCACGCAAGGGUGUCUUCUACCUACANAAUAUUAGACGCCUUCUGUCCAUAA